UCUCUCUCUCUCUCUCUCUCUCUCUCUCUCUCUCUCUCUCUUUCUACCCCUCUUUCACCCAAGUUGGGCAUCAUCAGCAUCAUUUUGCUCUUUGAUCAUUCUUUAGAUAGUACUGUAAAUGUGAUACUUUUGACAUUUUGAUAUGUGAGAACGAUUGGAAAAUUAACGGGGUAAUCGUCGAGCAAAGCUUGACAAGGAGGAGGAAGAGGAAACACGAUAAUGGGCAACGCUACCACGAAAGAUUAUUCAAGAAGUAUCUCCGUUGGCACCAGCUCGAAGAAAACGCGUUGGGAUAAUCCAGGUCUUCCGGCCCCACCAGGCAGACCUAUCUUGAUAUCGGGUACGAACGAAACGCAGCCAGAUGUUGUUGCAAUACGAUGGGAGAGAUCACCCAGUAACGGUGGAUCGGCGAUCGUCGGAUACUUGAUCGAACAUCGGCGACUAGGCUCUCCUCAUUGGAUACGAAGCACCUCCGAUCUUUGUGCUUUUCCAGAACUAACUCUCAGUGGUCUUGAGCCAGGAUGGCGUUACCAAUUUCGAGUUAGAGCACAAAAUGCACUUGGACUUUCACAACCAAGCGAGGUCUCUGAACCACUCACGGUUACUUUACAAAGGGCCACUGUCGCUUGCGCUCCUCAUUUCGACCUAGAGCUUAAAGAUACGAUUGCACUCGAAAACGAACAAACUGAAUUUGUCAUACACUUCUCUGGUACACCAUUGCCAAAAAUCUCAUGGUUUAAGGACGGUUUCGAGAUCUUUAGUAGUAGACGCACCAGAAUUAUUAUUAAUGAUGAGGGUGAAAUUAAAUGUACCGCCACCAAUCGAGCAGGUCAUGUUGCUACCAAAGCUAAAUUAAUUCUCGAAGCACCUCCACGGAUACGAUUGCCACGUCAAUAUGAGGAUGGUUUGCUUUUCGAGCAAGAUGAGACUAUUAGACUGAAAGUAUCUUUAGCAGGUAGACCAAUGCCUUUUGUCACCUGGUACCACGACGGAGAACUGAUAUCCAAAGAUACUAGACAUAUAUUUGAAGUGAUGGAUGGUGAAUCGGUACUGAGAAUACCAGAUGCCAAACGAAGUGAUCGAGGAGAAUACACUGUUAAAGUCACAAACAAAUUAAGCGAAGAUACUGCGUCUUUUCUAGUCACUGUAACAGAUCGACCCGCUGCUCCUGGUAAAGUAGCUGUUGCAAUGACGCUAGGUAGAUCGGUGACGUUGUCGUGGAAGGAACCAGAAGAUGACGGCGGAUGUAAAAUUGGAACUUAUAUUGUCGAGUACUACAGAAUUGGCUGGGAGGUAUGGCUUAAAGCAGUUACAAGCAGAUGCACAACUGCAACAUUAACUGAAUUGAUCGAAGGUUCUGAAUACAAAUUUCGUGUGAAAGCUGAGAAUCCUUACGGAGUUAGCGAUCCGAGUGAAGAAAGCGAUGUUAUCUUCAUUCCAGACAUUAAACGAAGAAUCGUAAUACCGUCUUUAAAUGAAAAAUCGCAAAGUCAUCGAGAGAUCAGCAGAUCUCGUGGCGAUAAACGAGAGGUGAGUUUCACUACGCCAGCGCAAAGAACAAGAAGUCUAACGAGAGAAGAAGCUAAAAUCCGAGACGACGAAAAUAAUGGUCGUUUUAAGUACGACGAACGAUCAGCUUCGGUCCAACGACUCGCAAUGCCAACUUCUACAUUGGAUAGACCGUCCAGAGCCGAUAGUAAAGUAACAUUUGCACUGGAUACUUUGGAAAAAGAAGAACCUCCGAUUCCUCCAAUCAGAUCAAGAGAGCACAAUUCCACGAAGCAACAAGUUUUUCUUGGAAGUCAUACCAAUCGAUCAAAUAUUGCGACAAAUGCGAAAGACAAGCAAGAUGUUAUUAAAAAAGAAGAAACAACAAUGACAUUAAAACCAAUACCAACCAUGCAAAUCUCUCCUCCAAUUAUCGAAGACAAUAUCACGUCACAUUUUAUAAUCAAAGAAAGGAGUCUCUCUCCACUCAACGUGCCAAGAAUUCAAGAACAUCGAAAUGAGGAGAAUCGUACUACAGCAAACCAUCAAUUUUUAUCAUCAUCAAAUUCAAUUCCAAAAAAACAGACCGUUGUAAACGAUUUAUUACCAUUGGAUAAUUUGCAAUCUCAGAGAAUACUACAAGAGCAUGAUGAGAACGCAUUACACGGUAGCUCGGAAUUUAUGCUAGUUCUAUAUCCAGAAGAUGAAACACAAGAUAUAAUCAGCAUGGAGAAUUCUACAGAAAUUCGAGUUAAAAGCAGUAUAAAUGAUAAACGGAAUAUGAUUGAGUUAAUAGAAAAUGAGGACGAUCUCAUACCACCACCAAUAUCAUUAUCUCUUCCAGAAUUAUUUAGCGCGCAGCAUCAAAUGGUGGAAAUAAUGCGAGAAGCGGUUAGCUCUACUGAACUUCUUCACGAACGAGCUAUGGAACGCUUUUAUCGCGCAGUUGCUGCUGAAGAGGCAUCCGAAACUGCCAAACAAAAGACGCAAGUUGAGAAACAAACCAAAUCGACACUAUUAGAUGUCGAAUCUGUUCAGAAAUCAUCGCUUCGAAGACGCUUAUCCAAUUCUGGUACUACUACGCAAAAUUUAAUCACUUCCUGGCAAGCCAAAAAAAAUCGUCGAAGAUUAAGCGAAGGACAAACAGAUGCGGCAUCAAAAACAUUAAAACUUCUUUCGCCAGUUUUGUUAUUGGAUGUUGAAGCUAGAUCAGAUCCAAAUCUUCCCUCUGAAGUGACAAUGGCAGAUCCUUGGGAAAAGACCAACAAAGUCGAAUCCGUGGAACGUCUGCGUAGAUGGCAUGAAACGACUGUACCGUUACUAAAAGAGGUGCAACAAGAGGAGUCGAUACAAAUGUAUAAUGAAGAGAAGAUGAUAAUUCCAUCAUCCAUUACUGUGGAUAAAGUAGAAUCUCAAUCACUGGCUCAAACAAAGGAAACAGAGGAGGAGGAAAAUAUUAGCAUUGAGACUUCCGAAGAGUCAUCAGAAGAGAUCAGUAGUGCAGACAGCGAGGAUUUGAAAUUAUUAAAAUCAAGGAUCCUGGCAAGACAAAUUAUCGAUGAAGAAGAUACUUAUCAUCCUAGGGGAAAACCAAUUCCACACGUUGAACCGGAACUACAGAUUUCGUAUGACGGAUUACCAAUUUGUGAGAUUUCAUCUCUUUCACCCAUUAAAACGGUUACUUCCGCGUCAUCUAAUAAUGUGAUGCCCAAGUCAAUUCUAAAAAAGCCCAAAGACGAAAUGACAAUUCCUCAGAACAAUUUUGGUAGAUCGAUUCCUCCAGAAAAACCAAUUAGAAAGACAUUAUCGCAAUCGUAUCAACAAGAAGAUAUAGAAAAGAUAAAUAUGGAUACCAACGACAAAAUUUUGAAUCUUUCUAUUGUGUCCGAGACUCUAAAGACUCCUACAAUGUCAGAAUCAGAUACGGAUAGUAUUAUAUCUGCGGCAGAAGCAGCAAAAAGUCGAAGAAUGCAAUCGAAAUUGCGAUCCAUGACACCUGAAGAAGAGGCAGCCGAAGUAGAAGCUAAAAUGGCUGUUAUAAAUCAAUAUACUGAGAUAGUUCGAGAAUACUCGAGUCAUUCACGACACGGUAGCGCAGCUAGCUCUCGGAGAUCUUCAUUUUCUGAAGAUCAAGAUCAAAAGUAUCGAGUGCAAGAAAAACAUGCGCCAAAAUUAACAGACAAACAAGAGCAGGAUAAGAAAUUGAAAUUAAAAAUUAAAAAUAAGAAUGAAAUCAAUGAAGAAAAAAAAGAUAGUCAAACACCGCAUUCUAGAAGAGAAAGCGUUGGUUCUAGAGGUACGACUCCAACGAGAAAUACGAUGACUACGAUGAAGCGUAAAAGUAGACCAAACUCCAGGGACCAAUCUCCAGCUGCGAGAAGAAGUGAAAGAAUAGGAAGUGCUUCUUCAAGAUCAUCUUCGAAGACCAGAAAUCGUACACCUUCUAAGGAAAGAAAUAAUCGACCUUUAACAAAAAAUGAAUUGAACGAGCAUGAUUUUCGAUCUAAAAUAUCUUCUAGACCUUCCUCGCGCUCCUCAUCAAGAUCAAGUUCUAGAGAAAGAUUUGGAACGACAGUACCAAUAGAAUCGAAGGUUGAGAAAUUGCAAAAAGCACUCGAGAAUAGUAAGCAUCGAGCAAUGAAAAAAGAAAUCGAAGAAACUAAGGAGAAUGCACGAGAAAGCUAUUUUAAUCAAGCAAACGGAAAGUUAGCUUUAGAAGCUAAAAGAACAGUCAGAUCGACCGUAAGCUAUAUAACUGACUUGACAUUACUAAUAGCUGCAAUGUAUAUUUAUUUCUUUAAAAAAGAAACUUUGGCGAUUCCGUUUAUCGUGCUUCUUCUAUAUCGAAAAGUACAGGAAGAAAUACAUGGGUGGAUGCCACGUCGUUGGAAGCGAUCUACCAAGAAAUAUUAAUUGUCCGACGUAACAA
Messenger RNA from Acromyrmex echinatior (Panamanian leafcutter ant), 4417 nucleotides. Its product is annotated as myomesin and myosin binding protein. Lineage: Eukaryota; Metazoa; Arthropoda; Insecta; Hymenoptera; Formicidae. The record is from RefSeq and is a predicted model, not a curated record. Gene Ontology annotation, molecular function: protein binding.